CUAGUUCCUUACGUACCGUACAUGACCAGUCAGAGCACUGGUCUCUUGGUCUGGCAGGACUGGUUAUUACAUAUUGGCAUCCUCAAAUCCCUGCCCAAGGUUGCAACAUAUGCUUGGAACAGAUUCUACAAUUCAGGACAACAACAUGACUGAAGAACUUCGAGAUGUUCGGCCCAUGUUCGACCUGAACAAACGCAAUUAUGUGGUCACUGGAGGGGCCCAAGGCAUCGGAUUUGCCGUGACACGUGCAAUAUGCGAGAUGGGCGGCAACGUCGCCGUCAUGGACAUUCAACCCGCGCCGGUGGAAGAAUUCAAGACGCUCGAAGCUCGAUUUGGAGCUAAGACGAUCUACAUUCAAACUGAUGUCACUAAGGAGGAGAGCUUAAAUGCGGCCUUUGUUCAGGCAAUCCAAGAAUUGGGCAGCAUCGACGGGUGUGUGCCUGCAGCUGGGAUCGCCAUCGACAAACCAUUUGUGGACCAGACCUGGGACGAGUUCACGCGCAUCCAGGAGAUCAAUGUCCGGGGAACAUUUUUCGCAACGCAACUAGCCGUCAAGCAGAUGAUCAAGCAAGGGUCUGGUGGGAGCAUUGUCUUGAUAGCUUCCCAGUCGGCGCACAUUGCUCUGCCUGGAUAUCGCAUGGCAGCGUACAACGCAUCUAAGGGCGGCGUCAUGAUGUUAUCCAAGGUUCUAGCUGUGGAGCUGGCGCCACACCAGAUUCGAGUCAACACCAUUUCCCCGGGUUUCGUCGACUCUGACAUGACGAGAAAUGUCCGCGCGACCAAGAGCAAACGAGAAGGUGAUCAGAUGUGGCUCGCUCCUCCCAAUCAGCGGCUGAGCACCCAGAACGAUCUGACGGGCGCGGUUAUCUACCUACUAAGCGAUGCGUCCCCACAUACCACUGCCGCCGACAUCCCCAUCACUGGUGGCUUACACGCAGGGACGAUCGACGGCGUGAUUAGCUACGAGUAGAUUGCAACAGGACCUGUCAACCGUGUGAUGUCAAGCUCCGUCGUCUCAUUACAAAUCAUGAGACCCUUUACGCGACGGCGAUCAAUGGCCAGAUCUACUGUAUAACACAUGUAGAAUGGACAAGGGAGAAGAGUGACCUCGAUGCCCGAGCGGCCAGGUCCAGGCAUAUCACGUGACAGCAUCGCUUGUACUAGCGUCUUAGCAUUCCCACAACAGUUGAUGAGAUGGACAGUACGGAGUAGUAAAAGUAUUUUCCAUUUUCCACAUCCUCC
Molecule: messenger RNA, 1242 nt
Organism: Exophiala mesophila
Lineage: Eukaryota; Fungi; Ascomycota; Eurotiomycetes; Chaetothyriales; Herpotrichiellaceae
Exons: 2
Coding region: 110-970 (286 amino acids)
Cellular component (GO): intracellular anatomical structure
Molecular function (GO): oxidoreductase activity, acting on NAD(P)H, oxygen as acceptor
Source: RefSeq, a predicted model, not a curated record